UUACAGCGGGCGCUGCGUAUGGUUAGUGCUGCAUCACCGCGGAACUGUUUUUCUGCUUGAAUCUCCGCAAAAACACAAAUACGAACAUAAACCCCGGCCUGUUUGCUGGCAAACUUAAAUUAAAAUUGUGACUGCAGAAAUUACCCAUUAACCACCAUUAUCAUUCUUGUGUAUUCCCAAUCGGCAUGGGCUCUCAUCUCUCAACAUCUGAUUUUAUUGAGUUUUGCAUCUUUUUACUUGUAUGUACAAAUAAUAGUACAAUGUAGAUUAAAAUAUGGAAUGCCCGUCGCCGUUAAAGGAGCAAUCUUUCAAUUCUCCGAGCAGGAGCUCGUUGCCGCGUUUUUGUGAUUAGUGGAUUAGUAGAUGUUGCAAAACCUGAUGGUUUGAUAUCUGGAAUUAUCAUUUCCGCUUUGCGAUAUUUCUUCUGAGAUAACUGAAAUGGCUUCGAGGGAAAUCAGAAACCAGAUCGACAAUCUGAGGGAUGUGCUGGAGCGUGAUGACUCCCGCAUGGAAUACGAUGCGUGCGAGAUUGUUGCACAGAUUCAGAAUGUUGCGUUGCAAGAGACCGGUCUGCAGGAACUGAGCGUGAUAAUGCCGUUGCUGGUCAAAGGAGAAAAUAGUUUGCUGAGCGCUGUGAGCCAUCUCGCGGGAGAUACGAAAUCGAAUACAGUUCAAGAUGUUUUGGAUUUAUUAUGCAAGCUGCUGGAAGCCGUGGAAAACCAAAACAUUGCACGGGAGACGAUCCUUAUGCAGCUGAAAGAUUUAUGGGGGUUUGCGGAUCUCAUCAUCAGGUCCAAUUCUUCCGCCAAAAUUCGAACAUCGGCUGUGAUGCUGCUUACACUCGUGUUCAGAUUGUCCUUCAACUCGGAGCAGUUCGGCACUUUGGACGUCCCCAGUACAGUCAAGUGGUUGGUGAAUGAAUGCAAGCGUAACUACAAAUAUCUCCCUGCUACAGUUAAGCAGAUCUUUUAUGGCUUUUUGGGACAGAUCGCACAGAAAGUCCCAGCGGAAAUCGACGAUAGUCUUAUUGAUGCUCUUCUCCAUGUAUUCUUUAAUGAUCUCCAAACAGAAAUUAAAAGCUCAAAGCCUGAAUGUCCGACCAUUGCUGGGUGUCUGGACGGCCUUUCCGGAUUGUUGCAUCACUUCUCAAAUAGUGAUAAAUGUGUGAAAAACAUGGAUGUAAUCGUAACAUCUUGCCGAAAAAUUAUUCAUGCUCGCGAAGUGUCUCGAUAUGCCAUGGUCGUCUCAGCGCUCAAGCUGAUAUCGCAACAUCGCGGUUUAUUGGUCCCUCACUUUCUGGCUAAACAGGAGAUGUAUACUGAAAUCUACUGCGAUUUGUCGUACUGGGCUGCCCAUCCAGCAAACCGAGACGUUCAAAAACAGGGAUCCAGGACUCUGGAUGAUUACCUUAGAGAAUGUGGACGCUCAGUUGCUGCAGGCAGCAAACUGAAAAAUCGCGUGGAAAAUGCAAAACUAGCUUACGACUUCUUCAUCCAAGAGUUCGAUUCAAAGAUAAAAGAGGCAAAAGGCUACCGAAACCUUACACUGGCUGUACGUGGAUAUGGAUAUUUUGCCGCAGCAACGGUGGAAUUAGCCUCCCGUGAAACCAUUGACCGCAUGUUUACGGAGAUGAUUUACAAAAGCGAGCAGAUGUUUUUUACGUCGAAUUCGGAAAGCACUGACGAUAAGCUGGCAAAUUUACCGGGUUUUAUUGAAAGUUUGUCCAUUAUGAUCAAGGACGGUGAAACUGGCCUGCCGGAUACUUUCCAACCGGCUGUUCAACGAUUGUGCAUUCUGUUGAUGGACAUGUUCCCCAAGCUGGGCUUACCACAUCAACAUCUUGCUUGUAAAGCAGUUGUGAAGCUUUUUCUAGUGGCUAGUCAUUCGUCAACUUACGCGGGGGAAUUCAUUUCCGAAAUAAUCUACCAGGGAGUUAUACGGUCGUGUUCCUAUCCUGUUCCGGUAGAUAGCUUGGAAUCCGAAAUAUCCGGUGUACGGAAGCCUCCGAAGCCUACAAAUUUCAAGGACUUUUUUCCGUUGUGGGAAAAGUUGGUCAACUGCACUUAUAUGAAGGACGUGCUGAAUGAUUUUGGGAUCUCAGAAAUGGAUUUGCUUGGUGUCUCAAGAUUGAUUUUCACCGAUCUUCUUGCUGCGGCAGCUCGUAUUAUGGAUUCCUUGAAUCUUCAGCUUCUUUCUACGGUUCCAGAAGAUGACUCCAUCGCAGUUGAUGUGAUUGCUGUGGAUAAAGCUCCGUUGAAGGAGCAGGAUUUUCAGAUUUUCUUUUCCCUGGAACAGAUAAUCAAGAACACAGUGAGCAAAGCCAAAGUGGACGUCCUCUCAACUGGAACCAAUGAAAUAUGCCACAAGAUCAUCAGUAUGUCCGAUCGGCAUCCGCUGGUACCGGGCCUCUACCGGUUCCUUUCCGUUUUUUGGAACUGUGAUCGUAGAUUAAAACUUAUCCCCAGUUUGAUGGAUGAGGAAAUGGACACCGAUGUGAUCAUGACGGAGGAGCCUUCUCCAACCUCAGAGCCUUCUAACCGUACUGCUGCUUUUGUUGCAAAAGUUACUGGAAGGGUCCAACAUUUCUUUGGGGAUUUACUGGUGUCUGCUCUGUGCGCUGUUCUUGAUGCCCCUGAGAAUGCGCUGAUUGAAGUACUGAAGGAAAAUCGUAUGAUUUUGGACCAGCCGCUGUUUUUGGCUUUGCAGACCGCCCAGAGUGACCUUUAUUUUGCUGAAAAUGUUGUGAAAACUCUGUACCGAUGGUGUAUCGACUGGACCAUCCCUUUGCCACUCAUGCAACCUUAUUUUGCUUCUGUGAUUCCUCAGUUAGAUAGUUUUCUUCGCGGAAACGCCGCAGCAUUUCGGGAGCGCUCAACUGUUGUUACUGAUGGAAUAGUGUCGAAGAAAGGCAAAAAAGAUAUGGAUUUGGAUGGAGCGGUGCUUGAUCGCGUUCGACUCAUUGUUUUAGAUUUUUUGGGCGCCUUGGGUGGAAAAUAUAAUCAUUUCGUUUUGGAAGCAACCCGACUCGACGAAACAGAGAAUGCGGCUGUUGCUUGGGAUAUGGAGAAGCAUAUGAAUUUUAAAUUCCCAUUUUCCGAUGUGAUACUGAGUAAUUUCUUCCUGGAUGACUUGCUGCCAAGGGUGAUUGACUUAGCCAUGCACUGCCCAGAUAGGAGGACUAAAGUUGCGGCAUGCGAGGCGUUGCACGCUAUGACAGUUACGUUGGUUGGAAACCAUGCAUUCAUGCCCGAUGAUAGACGAAGCAAAUCAACAUUGUUAAAUUUGAUUCAGAAACUUAUGCCGAAAUUACUGGAAUUGGCAUGCGAUGCGGAACCGAUUGCAAAACAGAUUUUUGAACCGUUAUUACUGCAGAUCAUUCACUGGUACUCGAGGAAAUCAGCAAUGGCUACCAAAGAGUCGGCAGCGGUGCUGGAAUGUGUUAUGGAAGGAUUGAUUAGCGAGAGAAAUCCGGUCGUACGAGAUUUCUCAGCCCGAUGUGCUCAGGAAUAUUUGGAAUGGUCCUUGAAAGAUACUCGUCCCGGGGAAAUGUCUGUUGCCACUCGGUCACUGCUAGAAAAAAUCAUCAGCUUUGCCAGUCACUCUUCGGCCGCAAAACGGUUUGGAGCUGGAUUAGCGUUUAGUCGAUGCUACCGGAUUUUUCGAGAAAAUCCCAUGUCCGUGGACAUUUUCACUAUUGAUCUGGUAGUAACUUUUACCAAAAGUCUGGCUAUUGCUCACCGUGACAAUGCGGGAAUGGGGACGGAAAAGUUAAUGGAAAGCUGCCUUGAACAUCUGGAAAAAAUUGUGGGAAAAUAUGUAAAGAAACUGCAGAAACCGACUACUCACCGACGCAGGCCGGCUGAUUUGGAGGAAGCUACUGUAGAGCAUCUGAUCAAAUGGCUGUUCCUACAGAGCUGUCGACCGGAAAUGGCUUGCCGCAUGAAAUCGUGGACAUUACUGGAGGCAGUGAUACGGACAUCCCAAAGUUCGUCUAAUGCUGCGAGCUUUUUCGAUGACCUCAAGAAAACUCAAGGUUUAUCCUGGCUUUUGCGUACGUUUUUGAAUGGUGGUUUCACCGCCGAGGAAGAUAAUCAUCUUUUAACAGUCGAAGCUGUUCAAAGUGGAUUGGACAGCCCGGGGGAGUGCUUGCACACUCUCGAACGUUUGGCAGCGGCUGUCGAUUGCUUUGCGUGGGCAUUAAGGGAAGCGUAUAUCAAUCCAGGAGGUGCCGCUAAAACCGUCGAAUGGAAUAAAUUAUUUCAGAUGAUUGGAGAAUUUAUGGAGAGAAUUGGCAGUCGUUCAUGUGUUCUGUUCAGUUCGGAAGAUUCUGUCGUGCAGCGAAUGAAGUGCACUUUAUUGAUACGCAUUACGGAUCUGAUUAUUUACGUUCUUAUGAAGUAUGGAAAAGAAGGUCGCAUUUCUCUACCUGUUAAUUUGUGGAAUGAAGAUUUCCUUUCUGCUACGGCAAGCCUGAUACUGAAUCCGGCCGCAAUGGGAUUUGACUUAAGCGAUCCGGAAGUGAAAAGUGGAUUGAACCAACAAGUCAGAGCGUUUUUAUCCGCAUUGACGGGAUCGCUGGAGCCGAAAACUAUUCGUGAGUUAGGAGAAACAAUUGGGAAGUUAAUGGUUCAGCCGAAGUACGAUAUACCGUUAUGGAUGGAUAGUGAAAUUGAUAAUUUCCUGUUUGAGAGUUACGCUGUUCUUCGAGAUUCACGUUUAGAUUUUCGUUAUCUGGAGUCGAAAGGUAUGAAAGAUGACCCGAAAACGUUUGGACUAACGCUGCUGGAUAUUGUUGAUGAACGACUGAAAAGGGGAUUCAAAGCGUGUGGAUCUCGAUUGGAAUCCUGGUUGACGACCUCCGUCAGAAAAGAACAGCAGCUGUUUCUACUGGCGCUGAGCUACAUGGAUGGAAUUAAUGAGAUAGUGGGGAAAUAUUUCUUGGGAUCAACAGAUCGGGAUAUAUUUUACCCAAAGGUGAAACGGCCAUUUUUCAAAUAUAUUUUUGACUUGAAUGGAAAACACGCGGUGGCGCAAGGAAAGUUUUUGGAGUUGAUAUUUCGUCAUAAGCAGUUAAAAGUUGUCAACGAGAUCAUCAGGGACUGUCUGGAAUAUGUGGUCAGUUAUAGAGCUUUCCGGAAACAGAAUGGUCCAAACUUCUGCGCGAUGGUGGUGCAGUAUUUGGGAUCGUUUUUGGACAUAUACAUAAAGACUUUUAGCAGCAUUGAAGAUUACCGGAUUCCAUUAGAGAAUCUGAAACUUUUGCUUUUUAUUGAUUCCGGGAUUUUGAAACAGUCAUCGCCCGAGAUUUCGAAGGUUAUGGACUUUUAUGUGUCGGUCUUGACCCGCGAUGUUGCCAGUGAUCAGUCUAUUGUGUCGGUGAAGAAUUAUGCAUUAAGAUUGCUGCCCUUUUUCCUCUCCGCUGCAGACGUCCAUAGAGUGGAAGAAGCUAUCCAAAUGAUGUAUGUAAACGAUUUUCCCGUGACAGCUGCAGAAAUUUCCUCAGAUGCUACUCGAAGAGCGUAUUACCUGCAAGCCGUUGACCUUUUGCUGAAUGCUGUCCCGUUAAAUGACAAUCGAGUACUUCUGGAAGUUUGCGUCAAAAUCAUUUGCCGAGACCAGAACCAUCCGCUAGUGGAUCGCUUCGACCAGAUGUUUCAGAGUAUUUGCUCUAUGGAUCGUGGCGAGCACACGCAGGAUAUGAUGGAUAUCCCAUGGAAAAUUUUUGUUAAUGUUCAGUAUGCUGUAGAGCACCGAGAAAUUGCUGUGGAUAAAGUACUUCUGCCGAUGAUCCGGUCCACAUCUCAGUCGGCACUAAUGGAAUUUUUUGCUCGACACGUGGAAAAAAUUUGCGAGUUGCUGGAGAUGAAACCCCGAGUUCCUACUCUGGGUUUGACGAUUGAGCAGAAGUGCUGCUUGGAAUUAAUGGAGAUUUUCUGUUCUCGCACACCGAAAGCUGAUCUCUUUUCGGCGGUCUCUCUUGUUUCGAAAUCUUUUGCCAAAUAUCGGGCAGAAACGGAUGGGAAGCCGAUUGCCAAUCCAACUGGAAAAGAGCUUAUUCAGUUUUUGACUCGGACAGCGGAUGGUUUAGCUCAUGAAAACGUGGCUGUGAAUCCGGAACUGAAAGAAGCUCGACGGACAUUGCACUGUGCAGCAUAUAAGGUCUUAGCAGCUGCGGUCACCGCUACUCAAACGGAGUUGAGGUUUUAUCACAGAUGUUUAUUCGAAGAGAAGCCCGAAACAGGAAGAAUUCUAUGGAGUAAUUUGGUGGAUGUUGACACGGUUUACGAAUUUCCUGUAGAGUUCAUUAAGUCACCUGAAAGACGGGAAUUACUGGCAGCGGUGCAUAAGGAAAUGACGGAUGAGACUGAUUCAAAUUCCUCGUUAACUGCCGGCAUAUUCACGAUGACAUCAUACAUGUCGGCACGGGCGUCGGCAGCUUCCUUGAUUCAGGCCAGCAGUCUGGGUGAAGAGAUUGGUCGGUUUGAUUAUUCGACCGGGAUGGAUCGUAGAUCGAUUCCGCUGAGUGUGUUAGAAGAAAACGCAACCAGGAAAUCCAAAGAAUCCGUCAUUCUGGAAAUGAAUGAUCUCAAUUUGAAUGAAUGCAUGGCCACAUUGGUUGCCAUUGUCCAGAUGAUGGCCGGAAAGGGUAUUUCUCCCAAGAGCGGACCGACACCAGACUGGGUCGUGGCGUUGAAACAAAAAAUCCAGAAUCCUAUUGGUCAUCUGAAUGUGAAACUUUUUAUUGCGAAAUUGAUUGUGAAUGUGGAAAAUUCCAAACAGCCCUUUUUUGUGGGAUUUGCUGAUGAUUUGUAUGCGCCAUUGGUAGAUCUGAUCUCCAAUAUCCCAAAUCCCGACGGGUUGAAUUAUUUUACCGUUGAUCUGGUUGAAACCAUGUUGAAAUGGACUUUGACAUCACCGCCUCGGAUGCUUGCACAAAGCGCCGCUCAGAAUUUGUUUAUCUUUAUUUUGAAAAAUGUUCCGCAUAAGAAUUCUCAGGUGCAAAAGAACAAUCUAACAUUGCUGAAAGUGAUGGCUGAAGCUUGGCGCAGCUUGUUGACCAGCCCAGCCAAAAAUGUUGUAUCCAGUUUGCUGACGAACGAUCCUGCCCAAGCGAAAUCGAACCUGGUCGUUAUCAGCAUUAUUGCUGUCAUCUUGCAUGCCAAACUGCCGUUGAAUAGCGGUGUCUUUGAUGAAUUCCAAAGAGUCCUGAUUCUCCACAUGAAAACCGCUUCCGCCCCCGUCUACCGGGCUAGCGCUUUGGCCUUCGGAUUGCUAAUUACUCGAGCUGAAGAAGAUGAAGUUGAGCGAGCAAGGAUCGAAUCCGCUGUACUGGAAGCUGAUAAGAAACUGGACCAGUUAUAUGACGAGCAAAAGCCGAAGAAUCAGCCUGCAGCGGAAAUGCAGUUUAUGGUUAUGCUCCGAGAAUUCCACAAAAGUUGUCCCCGAAUGGUCGGCCGACACCUACGCCGCAUCUUGAAUAUAUUCCCUCAGCUUUCGGGAGAGAAAACUAAGACAAUAUGUCUGGAAAUCUUGAACAGUUCGACAUUUGACAAUCCAUUUCUUGAAUUUAGGGUAGCAAACAUUGACAAGUGCUUUACAGACAGAAAUGAAAGCGUUCAGGGAUUGGUAGUUCAGUUGUACAGAACAGUAUCUGCAAGGCUGACGACAAAAGACUUUAUUGAACUUCUCGACUGGAUGAAGCCGCUUUGCUCCCAUCCCAGUCCUAUACUACGACAGCAAGUGUAUGAUUUCUGCAUGCGAAUCUAUGAACGAUUUGAAAGCGCUUCGAAUACGGAUGAAAAACGGGUACUCCAGGCAGCGCGAGUCCUCCUGACUUCGGGCCUAACGGAUAAAGACAAGAUUGUGCGCAAUAAUCUGUUUACUUUUUGGGCGCAAGACCGACGAUUCUCUGGGUCGACUUUCGUUCGCCUGAUGACCAUCUUCAAAACUUUUUUGGAACCUGAAGUGCAGUCGACAUUUCUUUCCUCUGCUUGUCAUCUGCUGUUGGAGCUGUCGGCUAAAACACCUCAGUUUGGCCUUCCUGUGUUUCCAAGCGCCCUGUCGGACUGUGAAUUUUUUAAGCAGGAAAUUGAAACCACUUGGCGUGGUCGUUCGUCCAUGAUGCCAGUGACUGCCAGUACGUACGCUGGAGGAACUUUUUCCGGUACGUUCGGGUCAGCUCGCGUCGGCCAGCGGGCACCGGUGUUUACGCCGACACAGAUUGCUACAGUUAGCGCAAUGGACAGUCUGGCCAGUUCGGGAAUGCACACGUAUGGGUCGCAGUUUUCCGAAGCUUUAAUGGUGGAAAUGCCAUCGCGAAACUUAUUCGGUGGUUCGGGAGAUGCCUAUCAAAUAUCCCAGGAGGACCGGGCUCGUUUUGAGCAGGAACAAACGCAGAAGGAGUUGAAUAGCAUCCGUCGGCGUGUUCAACGGGACAAACAGGAUGCCAGUUUGUUUUUUGCCAAACGCGCUCUGACCCUACAGAAACAGCUGGAAGAAAGUUUGAAAAAGGAACGAGAGCGUAGAGACCUGGAAGUGAAACUAUCGCGCAUGUACAGAGUUGGUGAGGUACCGGAUGUGAUGAUCACCCAUUCCGCCAUCAUCCAGCCAUUGCAAACUCUAACUCAAUUGGAUCCACACACAGCUGGACUGUUAUUGAUCAGGUUAUUUCAUGGAAUCAUUCAAGAAAGCAAGAAAAGACGCGAAAUUGUGGAUAGUGAGCUGGACAAAGUGGUGGAAAGAUUGGAGAAAAUUUUUGACGACGAACGUGUGUCGGAUGUGACCUUUUUAACCAGCAUGCUGAAUAUUGUUAUUUCAGAUGAGACCCGAUUGUUGGGAUCGGUUUCUGCUCGAAGUAUCGGUUCGGCUGCGGUAAAGUCCCAGCAGCCUCAUUUAGGUAUUGCCGUGCUGGAGACUGCGUUAUUGAAGCAGACUAGUGAACCGUCCGCGAAACGCGGGGUUCAGAAAGCGUCGGAUUACUGGCUCAACGUGUUCAAACUACUGCAGAAUGUUGGUGAUACCGACUCAACUCAGGGCGUGAGAUUGGAAGACGUUUUCAGUCGAGCUGAUAACGUGCGGUUAGCUCUUGAUGCAGAAAUUCGCGGCGACUUGAAUGCAGCAAUGAGCCUUUACGCUGAACUUUACACAUCCGAGGACGGGUCUGAUCAGAGUGUUCAGUUGCUUCAAGAAUCGUAUAUGAGGUGCUUAAAUUCUCUGGCCAAUUGGAACGAUCUGGAAGCGGUUUCCUUACCUGAGAGCAAGCUGGACGAAGAAACAAUGGAUCGCAUAUGGAAGGAGCCGUUUUUCACCGACGUUGCUAUGCCCUAUGCGGUUCAAAGUCUUUUGAAGUUGACACUGGAAAACCAUCCUCCUUCGAUUGCUAUUUUGAAAACGUUCUUUGACACCGCAACAGCAAAUGCCCAGAGAAAAGAUAUACUGGAAAGACGCUUCGCUUUACCUGCAGGAAUAUUCUGCAUUCAACAGAAGCAGCCGCAACACGCUGAAUACUACCUUAAACUGGCCAGUCGGUCAUUUCUGGAAAACUGGGCGGGUACACCACAACUGAAUCUAUACAGUCGCAGAAAAUAUUUGCCACUGAUGCAGCUUAUUAACGAAGCUCGACGCAGUGUUGUUGUCCAGAAGAAAUGCGAACUCUACCCGGACAAUGAACGCAAUUUAAAGGAGAGUUUUAUGAAUUAUUUGGUUGAUGACCACCGUGAGCCAAGUGAUAUGGACAGCGUUGGUGUAUGGAACGAUUUGAUUGUCAAUCGGUGUUUUUUUGUCAGGAACAUGGCCCAGUCGUCUUUGUCGAAGGCAGCCGAUGCAGUGGAGAGUUUUGUAGUCCACGAGAAUCUAAAAGUGGCCACUAGUGCUGUGCGCCACCAUAACUUCCGCGUUUCUGAUCAGAUCAUGAAGACAACGGUCUCCAUCAUGAAAAACAUUCCAGAUAGCGAAUAUUAUGCUUCCCCGGAUUUGCCGCUGAAACGUCUCCAAGACCGUUGGGGACAAGUUUACAUUUCUGGCGCUCUGGAAAGAGCAUCAUUUUAUUGUACCGCUGAUGAAGCCGAGAAGAAUUUGGUGAAGUUGUUCGAUGCGUUGCGUUUGGCGGAAAAAGCUAUCCCAAACGCGGAUCCCAGCAGUAAAGCGGCCCUAAAGGUCACGGUGUGCCGCCUUCGAAAUACCAUUGUGUCUGUGGUAAUUGAAUGCGAUGGCGAAAUGGAGCUUGAUAACAAACGAAAAGCAGCGCUUGGUCUGCAGAAGGAUGAUAUUUCUGGGUUAUAUCCUCAAAUUUUUGAAGACCUGCGAAUAAGCUGUCAAGAAUUACCCGAACACCCAGCGUCAGCUGAAUAUCUGUUGGAAGAAUUUCGGUUUUGCGACGGCUUGGUGGGACGAAAUGUAAUUGCUGAUGUGCAGUUGGUGGAAUGCGGUACUGCUGCUUUAUUGCGUGCCAUGAAACUCGGCAGUGUUGCAGCGCGGGGUUUGUUCAGUCGACUGCUAGUGUGGAUUACGGAGCAUCCACAGAUUGUGGACGGCUUCCGAAAGGGAUGCAAAGACAUUCCAGUUUGGAUGUUCCUGUCGUGGACCAAUCAGAUGCUAGCUUUGGUGGACAAGAAAGAAGGGAUUGCGGUGCAUGAUAUAUUGGUUCGUUUGGCUGAUGCCUAUCCGCAGGCGAUGGUAUAUGGAUUUCGAAUCAGCAAGGAAGGUUACGUAUUUGAGGAGAGCAAGAGCGGGGAAGUUAAUCGCAAAGCAUGUGAUAGGCUGUCACAGAUACUGAAUUUGCCGCUUGUCAACGAAUUUAUUCGAAACCUGGAGCUUCUGUACCCUCCGCAUUCGUUUUUCGCCGAUUUCGCCAAAAAAGCGGAACUCAUGGUGAAAGAUAAAAAGAAUGACCUAUUGAAGCGGGAGUUUGAAGAGAUUUACGGGAAAGUUUUGGCGGAAGAUGCGGUCUCUUCGCUCAAUCCCACGUGGAAGAAUUUUAUCAAGGAUUCCCGCGAAAAGAUUUUAACCCUUUUUGGCACUGCCGGAAAAAAGAUUCCGAAGUUAAAGUAUUCACAGUUCAAGGCCGAUAAGGUGAGAUUCGAGGAAUGGUUAAAGGAUCAAGCAGAAAAGAAUAAGAACGAGGACUUCACCAAACUUUCUCAAAUUAACCCGUGGUUGACGAGAUUUACGUCGUUGAACUAUGAGGAGAGUUUGGAAAUUCCUGGACAGUACAGUGGUCAGGAAAAGCCCAUUUUACAGCACCACGUGAAAAUUACGUCGUUUGGGGAAGAGAUUAUGACCUUGCCGUCUAUUCGCCGUCCUAUACGAAUAAUGAUUCGCGGUAAUGACGAGAAAGAUCAUUUGUUUUUGGUCAAAGGUGGCGAAGAUUUGCGAUUGGAUCAGCGUAUUGAACAGCUUUUUGAGUUAAUGAAUCGCGUUUUUGAGCAGGAUGCUGACUGUUGGAAGCGCAAUUUGAAGAUCACUACGUACAAAGUGGUACCGAUGACUACUCAAGUGGGCUUGAUUGAGUGGGUGCCGAAUACUACGUCCCUGAAGGGCUUUUUAUCGCAAAAUCAACCGAAAGAACUGAAAAUCGACGAAAGCUUCUCAGUUGCCAGAGAUGAUUUUCGACAGAAUCUUGUCAAAAUGGUUGCCAGCGCGUUAAAGAAAAAGAAAGAUGAUGUAACUGAGCGCACAGCGUAUCAACAGUCUUAUGGAGUACUGGAUCCAAGCGACAUGCCCCGACUCUUUCGGAAAUCAGAGCAAAAAAUUGAACCAUAUCUGCUGCGAUCUCAACUGGAAAAAUUAACUGUUUCUCCGGAUGCUUUUGUGAUGAUACGCAAUAUUUUCGUGGAGACCUAUGCGACUUUCAGUAUUGCUCAGUAUAUUCUGGGGAUUGGUGAUCGCCAUUUAAGCAAUGUUCUGAUAUCAACUGCUAAUGGCAGCAUCUUCCCGAUCGAUUUCGGACACGCUUUUGGAUCUGCGGUUCAGUUUUUGCCCAUUCCCGAAUUGGUGCCGAUUCGACUGACCCGGCAGCUGGUGAAUUUAGUGGCGCCUCUGUCUGUGGCGGGAAAAUUUAAGCAGAUUAUGAUUUUGGCACUGCGAGCAUUGCGGAAACAACAACAAAUUCUGUUGGCCACGAUGAAUGUCUUUAUUCAAGAACCGUCGGUGGACUGGUUGCACAAUGCCCGUAAAAGCGCUCCAUCUGGCGACAGUCCAGUGACGGAUGAUCUACGCUGGUUCCCGCGCGAUAAAAUCGCCAUUGCACAGCGCAAACUGCAAGGCGGAAAUCCGGCUUAUAUCACUCGCGACGAACUACAUCGGUCAGUGCUGGUCUCGGGGGAGAUUUUAGCUCAAAUGGAGAAAGCAUGUUUGGGCAGUGCUGAUUCUUUGCGCAGCAAACAGCCGGAAAUGAAUCUGGCCGUGGAUGUGCAAGUGGACUGUUUAAUCGAUCAGGCGCAGGAUGCCAAUCUGCUAAGCAGGAUGUACUGGGGCUGGGAGCCGUGGGUGUGAUUUUUUUCUGUGUUUUCCAUUACGGAUUUGAUGUUCCAUGAAGUUUUUUUGGUUUAAAAGGUUAUUCUGUUUGCGAUGAAUUGUAUUGUGAUGGAAAGUGAAAAAUUACUUUUCUAAGUGAGUCACUUGCACUGAGCGUAUGGAAGAUUUGUCCAGUGUUUUUUUCCGUUUUAUAGCGAUGAAGUGUCCGCAAAGUGUUAAAAUUCUUUAAAUAAAAGUAUUUGUGA
Paramacrobiotus metropolitanus is the source of this 12719-nucleotide messenger RNA. RefSeq names its product DNA-dependent protein kinase catalytic subunit-like. Gene Ontology annotation, molecular function: DNA-dependent protein kinase activity; protein binding. Lineage: Eukaryota; Metazoa; Tardigrada; Eutardigrada; Parachela; Macrobiotidae. Gene Ontology annotation, cellular component: nucleus. The coding region runs from base 439 to 12492 and encodes 4017 amino acids. Gene Ontology annotation, biological process: double-strand break repair via nonhomologous end joining; telomere maintenance. The record is from RefSeq and is a predicted model, not a curated record. The transcript is spliced from 26 exons.